AUGUCAGGCGUGGUCGCAGCUUCACCGUCGCCGAGAUCCGCUUCAGACUUCUUCUCAGAUCCUUGCGACUCCCAUCCUCUAUGGUUCAAGCCUUCCCUCUUCCUUUCCCCUGGCUUCGACUCCGAGGCCUACAUCUCUGAGCUCCGUACAUUCGUUCCCUUUGACACUCUCCGAUCCGAGCUCCGGUCACACCUUUCAUCCCUGAACCGCGAACUUGUCGACCUCAUCAAUCGAGAUUACGCAGAUUUCGUGAAUUUGAGCACGAAGCUCGUGGAUAUCGAUGCGGCAGUAGUCCGCACGCGUGCGCCGCUCCCUGAGCUCCGCGAGAAGAUCACUAGGUUUCGUGGAUCCGUGGAGGCCGCACUUUUCGCGCUAAGGAGUGGAUUGCACCAACGUUCCGAUUCUGCUGCUUCCAGGGAGGUUAUGGAAUUGUUGCUCGACACUUUUCAUGUGGUGUCCAAGGUUGAAAAACUUAUAGAAGCUCUACCAAGUACUCCUGAUGAUUGGCCAAACGAGGAUGAUAAUUCCAUGGGAAGGAUUUCUAUGAAUGAUGAAAAUUCCAAGCAGCAAGAUGGCACAACCAUGAGAGAAGCCAAGAGCAUGCUUUUGGAAAGAAUCGCUAGUGAAAUGAAUCGGCUCAAUUUCUAUAUGGCUCAUGCACAGAAUUUGCCUUUCAUUGAGAACAUUGAGAAGAGGAUUCAGAGCGCUAGCGUGUUAUUGGAUGCAAGCCUGGGUCAUUGCUUCAUCGAUGGGCUAGACAACAGCGACGCAAGCGUCCUUUACAAUUGCUUACGUGCAUAUGCUGCCAUUGAUAACAGCAAGAAUGCAGAGGAAAUUUUUCGUACAACGAUUGUGGCUCCAUUUACACAUAGAAUUAUUGGGCAUGAAACGUCAGCGGAUGCUGCUGGAACAUCAGGAGAUGAACUUGAAAACGAUUACAAACAGAUCAAGCAUUUUAUUGCCAAGGAUUGUAAAAUGCUGCUAUUGAUAUCUUCGACGGACAAAUCGGGUUUGCAUGUCUUCAACUUCUUGGCAAAUUCAAUCCUGAAAGAAGUUCUUUUCGCAAUCCAGAAAGUCAAACCAGGAGAAUUUUCUCCUGGAAGACCUGCCCAAUUCUUGAAGAAUUACAAGGCAAGCUUGGAUUUCUUGGCAUAUCUUGAAGGUUAUUGUCCGUCAAGGUCUGCUGUAACCAAGUUUCGAGCUGAAGCGGUAUAUAUCGAAUUCAUGAAGCAAUGGAAUGUGGGAGUGUACUUUUCACUGAGGUUUCAGGAGAUAGCUGGAGGCUUGGAUUCUGCUCUUACUUCUGCUUCUCUGGUUUUCAUUCACGACUCGGACUCAUAUCAAAGGAGUUCGCCCAACUUAAUGCUCAGACAGAGUGUUACUCUUUUGGAGAGCUUGCGAUCAUGUUGGAAAGAAGAUGUUCUCGUUUUCUCUGCUGCUGAUAAAUUUCUUCGCUUCACCUUGCAGCUUCUUUUGAGAUAUUGCAAUUGGGUGUCAUCUGCGGUGAAUACUAGAAAGAGUAAUGCCAGCCCGAGUCCUGGCUGUGAAUGGGCAGUUUCAGCCACUGCAGAAGAUUUUGUAUAUGUUAUACAUGAUGUAAAUACUCUGAUCUCAGAAGUUCGUGGCGAUUACGUUGGACAUAUAUCACAAUAUUUAUCUUCAUGCUCCUCUGAAAUUCUGGAUUUGGUGAGGAAGAGCAUCUUACAGGGUGGAGAAUCAUUAGAGAACCUCCUACCUUUACUUACCAAGACAAUAAUUGAAGUCAUUGUUGAUGAAUCUGUUGAGGGCCUAAGGCAGCUCAAGGGAAUAACCACAACAGUUAUGAUGACUAAUAAACCACUGCCUGUUAGGCACUCAUCAUACGUCGUUGGACUUUUGCGUCCUGUAAAGGCCAUUUUGGAGGGAGAUAAGGCUAGACAUUACUUGACCCAGGAAACAAGGGAGGAGUUAUUGCUUGGCACUGUCACUGAAAUUACAAGGCGGUAUUAUGAAUUAGCUGCUGAGGCAAGAAAUACAGAGACGUUGCUUCAGAAAUUUCGACAAAGUGCACAGAGACGAGCAGGUGCAGCAUCAGGUGUAUCUGAAACAGAUAAGAUGUGUAUGCAGUUGUUCAUUGAUAUUCAGGAGUAUGGCCGAAACAUAUCUGCGUUGGGGUUGAAACCGGCAGAUAUCACGCCUUACUGUUCCCUCUGGCAAUGCGUAGCACCUGCGGAUAGGCAAAACUCUAUUAGCUUCUGA
Microthlaspi erraticum is the source of this 2238-nucleotide messenger RNA. Lineage: Eukaryota; Viridiplantae; Streptophyta; Magnoliopsida; Brassicales; Brassicaceae. The record is from the annotation of a GenBank genome assembly.